This is a messenger RNA of Puntigrus tetrazona (Sumatra barb), 2194 nucleotides long. It is a transcript of the gene s1pr5b, whose product is annotated as sphingosine-1-phosphate receptor 5b. The transcript has 2 exons. Gene Ontology annotation, molecular function: sphingosine-1-phosphate receptor activity. The coding region runs from base 303 to 1412 and encodes 369 amino acids. NCBI's taxonomy places the organism in Eukaryota, Metazoa, Chordata, Actinopteri, Cypriniformes, Cyprinidae. Gene Ontology annotation, biological process: G protein-coupled receptor signaling pathway. The record is from RefSeq and is a predicted model, not a curated record. Gene Ontology annotation, cellular component: membrane.
GAGAGAGAGAGACAGAGAGAGAGAGAGAGCGGUCGAGUCAGUUCUGUGUAAUCUCUCGUCUCUUCGUGAGCGGCUCGGCUGGAGUUUCAUGUUGAGUCGUGUUUGUUUCUUCCACAGCAGAAGUUUUCCUGACUCACACAACUAGAUACGAACCGAAGCGAUGGACUCAAACCAAACAUCUCUGUCAUCCAGUGUCCGCUCACUCGGCCUUCACAGAACAACUCUGUCUUCUGACGCUCAGGUUACGAUGAGCUGAACUCCUCAGCGGCUCUAAAACAGAACAAGAAGCUUGCUGAAGAACCAUGGAGUCGACCAACACAUCAUAUCACAACAACAGGAUCCUCCAGGAUCACUACAACUACACCGGCAAACUGGACAAGGACAGAGACAAACUGAAGCCGGAGUCCAUCGCCUGCCUCUUCCUCUGCCUCCUCAUCGUCGUGGAGAACCUGAUUGUGCUCAUGGCCAUCCGGAAGAACAAGAAGUUCCACAUACCCAUGUACUAUCUGCUGGGUAACCUGACGCUGUCGGACCUGCUGUCCGGGGUCACCUACACUCUGAACAUCGCUCUGUCGGGCCCCAUGACGCUGGGCCUGACCCCACUGCUGUGGUUCCUGAGAGAGGGAGGCGUCUUCAUCACGCUCUCGGCGUCCAUCAUCAGUCUGCUGGCCAUCGCCAUCGAGCGCUUCUUCACCAUGCGCAACACCAAGCCCUACCACCGCGCCAAACGCAACCGCAUGUUCGCGCUGAUCGCCGGAAGCUGGGCUCUGUCGCUGUUGCUAGGCGCCCUGCCGAUUAUGGGCUGGAACUGUCUGCAGCGUCUGGAGCUGUGCUCCACCGUCCUGCCGCUCUACGCCAAGAGCUACGUCUUCUUCUGCGUCUUCGUGUUCCUGGGAAUCCUGCUGGCCAUCGCGCUUCUGUACGGGCGCAUCUUUCACUUCGUCAAGACCAACACGUCGAACACGGACUGCGUCCAGCGCAAACCGUCCGGCCAUCGCUCGCGGAAGUACAUGGCUCUGCUGAAGACGGUCACUAUCGUGGUGGGAGCGUUCGUUCUGUGCUGGAUGCCUCUGUUCGUGCUCCUGCUGAUGGACUUCGUGUGCCCCGUCAAGACCUGUCCGGUUCUCUUCAAGGCCGAUUACUUCCUGGGCGUGGCCAUGUUAAAUUCCCUCAUUAACCCAGUCAUUUACACGCUGAUGAGCAGAGACAUACGCCGGGCCAUCCUGAAGCUGCUCUGCUGCCGCUGUCUGAUGACCAAAGACGGCCGCGUGAGGAAGAUCGGCGUCCGAAUCAGCUUCACGAAGACCGACGUCAACCGCCAGGGACUGGAGACCACCAUCUCGUCCGGCAACGGCACCACCUUACCGGUCAAAUCCAUCUACCCCAAACUCAAGCUCUCCGUCAUCGCCUGAGCACACAAGCAGACAGAAGCAUGGGUUUACUUGCAGCAGAUUGAUCAAACAAUCAUCGGGAUGUUCUGUAAAGAUCAUGUUCCAUGAAGAUGACAUGAUAAGAAAAACUUACAUUUUUGACUAGUAUUAUGCAUCGCUGAGAACUUCAUUAACAACUUUAAGAUUUUUCUGUACUCUCGUAUUUUCAAAUAUUGUCAGAUCAUACGUCACACAUCUUGUCCAUCCUCAUGAGCUGUCAGAGUCUGGACUGAAUCAUGAACUACUCAAGAACUCAAAAGAGAAGCUGUUUCAAACACAAACUUUCUCCUAUAGACCUUGAAUCAGCUGUCGUGGGCAGAACGAGGUCUUUGUGUAGGUGUUCUUCAGCAUUUCAUCAUUCGGUCCUUUACGUCUGCACACAGACCCAUCAGCCUGAGAUCAGAUCUCUAAGACCUCAGACAUGCACUGAACAGCAGACCAGCCUCGUAUAGCAACCCCAAGCGCUUUAUAAAUGAAAUAUUAUUAUUAUUAUUAUUAAAUACGGCAGUAUAUGUCAGUCCUUUCUGCUACUGAUGAAUGCACAACCCUCCACAGAUAAAAGCAGUAUGAGGAAAACCACUGUAAAUAAUCCACUCUCGAUGUUAAACUGAGCAUCUCUUCAGAAAAAAACAUGUUUAAGGUUUGUUUGUACAGUUUUCUUUGUACAGUGUAAAUGCUUGUUGUGAUGUUUUUAUAAUGUUUUUUAAAGCCUGAGUGAUACUAAAUUAUGUUCUUUCUGGUUUGAUAUUAAAUAUUUUGGAAUA